AUGGUUCCAUCUGCUACGAUCGAAAAUCUGGGAAUACUCCUUAUAGUCUAUUAUGGUGGUUGGAUACUCUAUGCCAGGUGGCUCCAUCCCUUGGCCAGAUUCCCCGGACCUCCUCUGGCCUCGAUUUCGCGACUAUGGGUCGUCCUGCAUGUUGCCCGUGGCAAGGCAGUGAUUGAGCAAAAAGAGCUGCAUCGCAGAUACGGGCCUAUUGUUCGUAUAGCACCAAACGAGCUCAUCAUGAAUGACGCGCGAUCCUUGAAGGCUAUAUACGGUGCUAAUUCGGGGUCUCGAAAAACCGACUUCUACUUGGCUUUCCGUCCGCCUUCGGCACGAUAUCCAGACCAUUUCUCAGCAACCGACGAACAGUUGCAUGCCCGCAGGCGACGAAUCGUGAAUCAUGCCUACUCAAUGUCGAAUGUGCUCCAGGCAGAGAAGUACGUAGAUAAGUGCACCGAUGUUCUGCUCGAGCGCUUCGCGGAGCUCGCCCGACAAGGUGCGACGGUCGAUUUCUUCCGGUGGGUUCGAAUGUAUGCAUACGAUGCAGUCGGGGAGUUUUACUUUGGUCGAAUGUUCGGGUUCCUCCAGAACGGACACGACCACCUGGGCUACAUAGCAGCCACCGACGUCCUGAUUCCAGUCAUGGCAAUCGCUGGUGUCAUGCCUUCGUAUAUACGUUCAAUCUUCAUGUUCGUUGGGCUCAUGUUUGGCCGGAUACGAAAAGCCUUCGGGGCGCUUGGCCACCUCACAAAAGCAGCCGAUAUGGUGGUACAAGCCCGCAUAAGUGAAGCGACGAAGGCAAAAGAACGUUCCGGUCAUUCAGACAUUCUCACGCGGAUCUUCGAUAUCUAUUACGACAAAGGCAAGUCCCUUGAUUUUGAGGUGACGGACGUGAAAAUGGAGGCUUGGGCUGCAUUCUUUGGUGGAAGCGACACUACGGCUAUUACAAUGGCGGCUACUAUGUUCCACAUCGUAAAAGAUCGGCGGAUCUAUCAGACAUUGCUCGAGGAGAUCGAUACGGCGACUGCCAAGGGAGAACUGGGGGCUUCGCAUAUUGCCUACAACGAGGCCGUGAAACUACCGUUCCUUAGCGCAUGUCUCAAAGAGGGCAUGCGAGUCCAUCCAACCAUAGCGUUGACCUUGCCCCGUCAAACAGCCAACGAAGAACGAAUGGUAUCUGGCUACAGGAUUCCCGGCGGCACACGGAUUGGUGCGAAUGCGCCUAUUGUGCAAUCGGACCCAUCUGUUUUUGGGGAGGAUGCAGACGAGUUCUGUCCCGAGCGUUGGAUGCGUCCGGGAGCUGAUCGCCUGGGACAGUAUAUUCUGCAUUUUGGUGCAGGGUCUAGAACUUGUUUGGGAAAACAUAUGGCGAUGUGCGAGUUGUACAAAGUCAUACCACAGAUCCUCCGGACCUUCCAUCUAGAGCUCGAUUCGCCAUCCGGCCCCUGCCUCGAAACCCAAGAAUAUUGGUUCAACAAGCCCACUGCUGUCCAGCUGAAGGUGCAGCGGCGAGAGAUUCGACGACCAGAUUAG
This is a messenger RNA of Aspergillus aculeatinus CBS 121060, 1530 nucleotides long. RefSeq names its product cytochrome P450. The record is from RefSeq and is a predicted model, not a curated record. The coding region runs from base 1 to 1530 and encodes 509 amino acids. Gene Ontology annotation, molecular function: iron ion binding; oxidoreductase activity, acting on paired donors, with incorporation or reduction of molecular oxygen; heme binding. The transcript is spliced from 8 exons. NCBI's taxonomy places the organism in Eukaryota, Fungi, Ascomycota, Eurotiomycetes, Eurotiales, Aspergillaceae.